AUGAAUGGUGCUGUAGGAGAUCGGUUCAUGUCAUAUUUGGUAGGUUGUCUCCGCGGCCCACUACAUGGUCGAGAAUUUAUCACCAAAAUCGCCGCGCUGCUUGCAUGCUUCAAAAUACGAUCAAAAUCAACAACCUCGGAUCUUUGGCAAAAGGGAAACCUGGUUUUUGAACUCGAUAAAAUAAUGGACUACGACUUCAGGCACGUCUACGUUAGCAUGAGAGUGUUGGAACAGACCUUGCGGUUCUCUGUUCAGGCACUCGAAAUUCAAUCACCAGGUGAAUCUUUUGCGCGCGGUUUACUUCCUCCGUCUUACGGCCAUAAUCCUGGCUUGGUGUCAAGUCGGCAGCUGCAGCUGUACUGCUGUAUCCGUAGCUUGUUCCCAAGUACCCACGAAGCAUCAAUGUUCCGAGUUCAUCGUCUUACUGAACCGGCCAGCUUCGACUUGCCUCGGUCCAUUAAAGGCUCAAGCGAAAGCGAUUUUGACUUCGAGUUUUCCUCUCAAAUAGAAUCAGAAUCAGAUGUUCUGUCAUCUGAAGAUGAACACACAGAAUCUUCGAUUUCAGAGUCAGAUUUCAAUACGGAGCCAACCAUGUCAGAUGAUUACCGUUCCGGGGAAAGCUCUGAAUCGUACAUAGAUGAGGUGGAUGACCUAGAUUGA
This is a messenger RNA of Colletotrichum truncatum, 660 nucleotides long. RefSeq lists its product as uncharacterized. Lineage: Eukaryota; Fungi; Ascomycota; Sordariomycetes; Glomerellales; Glomerellaceae. The record is from RefSeq and is a predicted model, not a curated record.